AUGAUAGUGCUAUCGAUAUGUGCAGUCACAUUAGUACAAGUAUUACAACAUCAUUUCCUUACUAUAGAUCAAAAAGUUCAGAAAAAAGUACGCGCUGCACUUCUUACGACAUCGAGCAAAAGUUCGACAAAGUUUGAAUCGAAGAAGGACAAUGUAAAAACAACGAAGUCCACAAAAAAGGAUCAAGAACCUCGGAAGAAAAGUGAUGGCAAGAUGCGUGCAAUAAAUUCUAUUCCGCGCAAAAUACUCAAAACAAAUCUUCCAGCAUCGCACAAAAGUUUAACUAACAAGGAAUCGCAAAUGAACGAUAUGGGGGCAGCGAAGUCAAAAAAGCAAGUGAAGGGGAAGAAAGAUAAAGUACCGAAAGGAAAUAUAAAAUCAGUGUUAAAAAACUUUCUCAAGAAGAGGAAAGGUGAAGCACCCAAAGAGAUUAUAACAAAUUCCAAGAAUAAAAAAGGAAAAGGCAAAGACGGUUUAAUGAACUCGAAACCAGUCCCAGUUCCCAGCGAACCUAAUCUUGCAACUUCUAAUACCAAUGAAGAUGAGAUCGGUUCACACAUGGGCGAUGUAGAAAAAUCUUCGAGUUGCAUGAAAAUCAUCAAGGUUCGAGAAGUUCAGACAGUUAAACAAAAGUCCCGUUCGAUGGAUAAAAUCUCAACCAAAGCACAUGAUUCACGACUUUCAACUUCGACUAAAAGGAAUCACAGAUGGACGGUUGAAGACAGUGAAGUCCACAAAAAAGGUGAAAAAUCGAACCGAACUCACAAAAUCACAGAAGUCAAAUGA
Messenger RNA from Styela clava, 786 nucleotides. Lineage: Eukaryota; Metazoa; Chordata; Ascidiacea; Stolidobranchia; Styelidae. The record is from RefSeq and is a predicted model, not a curated record.